Messenger RNA from Misgurnus anguillicaudatus (oriental weatherfish), 1666 nucleotides. RefSeq lists its product as uncharacterized. NCBI's taxonomy places the organism in Eukaryota, Metazoa, Chordata, Actinopteri, Cypriniformes, Cobitidae. The record is from RefSeq and is a predicted model, not a curated record.
AACAUCAGAAGAAGAAGAACAUCACAACACCGGCCUGAAACGGUUGGCGAUGCGGGGUUACAGCUGGCUAUAUUUCGGUUUUGUAACGAUAUUGUUUGCUCUGUACAGCUAAAAAUAUAACGAUGAAAGUUUGCUGUGUACUUGGCUGCUAUAAUCGCAUUUAUGACCGGCAUGGAAACCGAAUCUCAAAGGAUGUGCGAUUUUUCACCUUUCCAACUUGGAAAAAGCACUUUGGAACUCAGGUCUCCGAGAUAACAAAACGACGUCGCAUGGCAUGGGUUGCAGCAGUGAGACGGAAAAACAUCACCUUCAACAACGUUUCCCGAAACGCGGUUGUUUGUUCACGGCAUUUUCACAAAGGGAAACCAGCCUAUGAAAUGAUAGAGUGUGAUCCCGACUGGGCACCAUCAUUACAUCUAGGACACACAGAAGUUAAAGCAACGAACUGUGGGCGGUUUGAGCGGAGUCGUAGGAGACAGCGCGCGCUUGCAGGGAAAAACAGAGCACCUAACGUUACUCCACUGGAUCAAGCUGUAUACAAUGAAGAAACUAAGAAGGUGAUGCAGCAGGACGUAGAGAAGGAGCAAUCACGACAAGAUGACAUUGCACAAAAUCCUGAUAACCACCGUACACAAGAAUGUGAUCUCUGCAAGUGCAGCCAAGAUGAAAUUAACCGUCUACUAGAAGAAAACAGGCAGCUGAAGCAUAAACUUGAUAAAUCCAAAAUAACUGAGGAGUUUUUUAAGUAUGAUGAUGUUAAAGUAAAAUAUUACACUGGACUUCCAAGCUAUGACAUUUUUCAGGUUGUUUUGUCCGAUGUAACAAAGUUUUUGCCUGGAAAGUUUAAAAGAAAGUUGACAUGUUUUCAGAUGCUCCUUCUUACAUUCAUGCGUCUGAGAUUGGAUCUGCCCAUCCCGCACAUCGCUCAUCUUUUCAAUGUGGAACGAUCAACUGUUACUACUGCAUUUAAGCAAACGGUGAGUGUUUUGUACUCCCGCUUGUCUCCAGUUGUGCACUGGCCUGACAGAGAGAGUCUGCAAGUCAGUAUGCCGCAUCAGUUCGUGGAGAUAUUUGGAAAUCGUUUUGCUGCCAUUGUGGACUGCUUUGAAGUUUCUAUAGAAAGACCAUCAAAUCUUCAAGCAAGGGCACAAACGUCAUCAAACUUCAUCAGAGAUGGUCUCACACUGAAGUACCUCAUAUGCAUUACUCCACAAGGAGUCAUUUCUUUCAUCUCUAAGGGGUUUGGUGGGCGCACUAGUGACCAACAAAUAACCGAGAACUGUGGUUUUCUAGAUAAACUACUGCCAGGGGACAUAGUGUUAGCAGAUAGAGGGUUUGACAUUAAAGAGAGUUUGGGAUUUAUGUGUGCUGAAGUGAAAAUACCAGCAUUUACAAAGGGGCAACAUCAGCUGGAAGCAAAGGAUUUGGAGGACAUGACAAGCAUUGCACAUCUCAGGUUUCACAUGGAGAGAGUCAUCGGUGUUGUUCGCAACAAAUACAAAAUCCUUUCUUCAACUAUUCCUAUCAAUAUGGUGCUGCCAUGUGAGGCUGAGGAUGUAACAUUUUUAGACAAAAUAGUUACAGUUUGCUGUGCUCUGACAAACAUGUGUCCAAGUGUUGUACAAUGAUUACUUGAAACAUUAAACAUACUCUGCUGACCUGUGAA